This is a messenger RNA of Eruca vesicaria subsp. sativa (arugula), 1505 nucleotides long. NCBI's taxonomy places the organism in Eukaryota, Viridiplantae, Streptophyta, Magnoliopsida, Brassicales, Brassicaceae. The record is from the annotation of a GenBank genome assembly.
AUGCCGCCGAAAGCUAAAGCUAAAGACGCAGGUCCAGUGGAGAGGCCUAUUCUUGGCCGUUUCUCUUCUCACCUCAAGAUCGGAAUCGUUGGGUUGCCAAAUGUGGGAAAGUCAACACUGUUCAACACUCUAACAAAGCUUUCAAUCCCAGCUGAGAACUUCCCCUUUUGUACCAUUGAGCCUAACGAGGCACGUGUCAACAUCCCCGACGAGAGGUUUGACUGGCUUUGCCAACUCUACAAGCCUAAGUGUGAGAUUCCUGCCUUCUUGGAAAUUCAUGACAUUGCUGGUCUUGUUAGAGGCGCUCAUGAAGGCCAGGGUCUUGGAAACAACUUCUUGUCCCAUAUUCGUGCUGUUGAUGGAAUCUUCCAUGUUCUGCGUGCUUUUGAAGAUUCUGAUAUCAUACAUGUUGAUGAUAUUGUCGAUCCUGUUAGAGAUUUGGAGACCAUUACUGAAGAAUUGCGCCUAAAGGAUAUUGAAUUCAUUAAAAACAAGAUUGAAGAUGUCGAGAAAAGCAUGAAGAGGAGCAAUGACAAGGCGCUAAAAGUUGAACUUGACCUCUUGCUCAAGGUAAAAGCUUGGCUGGAAGAGGGAAAAGAUGUCCGUCUUGGGGACUGGAAAGCAGCUGAUAUUGAGAUUUUGAACACUUUCCAAUUGCUUUCUGCAAAGCCCGUUGUUUAUCUCAUUAACAUGAAUGAGAGAGACUACCAGAGGAAGAAAAACAAGUUCUUGCCCAAGAUUCAUGCUUGGGUUCAAGAACACGGAGGUGAUACUAUGAUUCCUUUUAGUGGUGUUUUUGAAAGGAGUCUCGCUGAUAUGCUUCCAGACGAAGCAGCAAAGUAUUGUGAGGAGAACAAACUGCAAAGUGCUCUUCCGAGGAUCAUAAAAACUGGAUUUUCAGCCAUUAACCUCAUAUAUUUCUUUACAGUUGGGCAUGGUGAGGUGAGGUGCUGGCAAAUACGACGGCAGUCAAAGGCUCCUCAAGCUGCAGGGGCCAUUCAUAGUGACUUUGAGAGAGGAUUUAUUUGUGCCGAGGUUAUGAAGUUUGAGGAUAUCAAGGAAUUUGGCAAUGAAACUGCCGUCAAGGGCGCAGGAAAAUACAGACAGGAAGGGAAAACAUAUAUUGUUCAGGAUGGAGAUAUUAUUUUCUUCAAGUUCAAUGUUUCCGGUGGUGGCAAGAAAUGAGAUCUAUCCGUUCAAUGUUUCGGGAUGGAGAUAUCAUUUUCUAUCCGUGAAUCCUCCCAAGGAUCUUGAAGCUUCAUACAGUUCUGAGAGAGGAACCAAACUGUAUUUUCUGUUUUUGACAGUUGCAGUUUUUUUUUUUAUUUGGCUUACCAAAAACACAAACGUAUCUUCAACUCUUGUCCCUUUUUGCAGCUUCCUUGAGACAGGGCUUUUAAGCCUACUGUUUGUAGAACUAUUUCAACACUAUUUUGAAACCUGAAGUGAUUGUGAGUAAGGUAUUUGACAUAGAACAAGUUUCUUCUAAUGCAAAUGGAAUGCCC